Lachancea dasiensis is the source of this 3750-nucleotide messenger RNA. NCBI's taxonomy places the organism in Eukaryota, Fungi, Ascomycota, Saccharomycetes, Saccharomycetales, Saccharomycetaceae. The record is from the annotation of a GenBank genome assembly.
AUGAACACUGAUCUGGUUGAAAAUGAGCUCUCAUUUCCUUCGGCUACGAGGGUCUCUUUGAAAGUUGAUAAUCUCUCAGUUUUGGCAUCCAACCAAACAGCUCUCGUUCGCGAUGUCUGCAUGGAAAUACCCAGUGGUUCAAUUAUGGCUAUCAUCGGAGGCUCGGGGUCUGGUAAGACUACGUUGCUGAACGCUCUGGCCUCUAAAAUGCCUCGCAGCUUGAAGUGUGCUGGCUCAGUUUACUUCAUUCCAGAACAGCAGGAGAAAGGAAGCGAAAAGAUUACAACAGCAUACCUUACGCAGCAGGACAUACUGUCUCCAAGACUUACGUGCCGUGAAACAUUGCAGUACGCAUCCGAUUUGAAAUUAGAAUUAAACAAAGAAGAAAGGCAACAGCUUGUUGAAGAGUUGAUUGCAGAACUAGGCUUACGAGACUGUUCCGAAACACUUGUUGGGAGUCCACAUCGUCCAGGACUCUCUGGUGGUGAGAAACGAAGACUGAGUAUUGGCGUGCAAAUGAUAUCGAACCCAUCUUUAUUGUUUCUAGACGAACCCACCACUGGGCUAGAUGCAUAUUCAGCCUAUUUGGUGAUAAAAACUUUGAGGAAACUUAGUCAUAAAGGUGGAAGAACUUUUGUAAUGAGCAUACAUCAGCCGCGUGCUGAUAUUCUUUUCCUGCUUGACCAAGUCUGCAUAUUGUCAAAGGGGCACAAUGUCUACUGCGACGACGUUACCAAGAUGGUGAGCUACUUCGAAAAACUUGGGUACGAUGUUCCUCAUCACGUUAAUCCCGCGGACUACUUCAUCGACAUUUGUAGCGUUGAUACGAGAUCGCCGCUAUUGAUACAAAAAACAGAGGAAAGACUUCAGUCCCUCUUAGAGAACUGGAGGAACCAUCAAAAACUACUCAAAAAUUCUUCAGCUGCUGGAUCUAUUAAGGUAAAGCCAUCAAGGCCUAGAGUUUCGUUGAUUAAGCAGGUUAGGGUGUUAACAAAAAGGUCUAUAAAACUGAAUCUGAGAGAUCCAGAGACUAUGCUCGUGCUGUUACUUGAGCCCAUACUGAUUGGUAUAAUCACUGGAUGGAUUUUCUUCAAGCCAGAUAGCACUUCCCUAAAGGGCGUACGAACAAUAACGGCGGCUUUAUACUCCGCAGGAGCUCUACAAGGUUAUUUAUUUUUGUUGUUCGAAACUUAUAGGCUGUGCGAGCAAGAUAUCAAAGUCUAUGACAGAGAACGAGCUGAAGGGUGCGUGACUCCAUUGUCGUUCUUAAUUUCUCGGCGGAUAGCCAAUUUUGUUUCUGAGGACUUGGCAAUUCCAUUAAUUUUUUCCGUUAUUACCUUCUUCAUGUAUGGGCUCAGUUUGAACGCUAGAUCAUUUUUCGUUUACUUUGCGGUUGUGUUCCUUUUACACCAAACAUCUGCAUCGUUUGCUUUGCUAUCGGUGGCUAUUUCUAGGGAUUUUUCACAAUCGUCUUUGGUUGGUAAUCUUAAUUAUACUUUGCAAUCGAUGGCAUGUGGAUUCUUCGCUAAUGCCAAGACGUUACCGGUUUAUGUCAGGUGGACAAAAUACAUUACUUAUCUUUGGUAUGGCUUUGGUGCUUUGAUGUCCAAUCAGUUUACAAAUUUUGCGUGUGACGUGGAAGGCCAGAAUGGGUGCUUUGGGGACACGGUGCUGCAAACUCUAGGUUAUCCUCGUUUUUGGAGAACUACUCCCAUAAUUAUAGUCUUUUGCUGGUCUAUCGCAUUUUACUCCUGUGCUCUUCUUAUUCUACAGGUGAAAAAGGUUGACGUUAGUUUGGCCAAACAAGUGAUCACUAAAAAAGACUCUCAUAAGAAGUCUAACAAUUCUGAGACGGAUUUAGAAGCAAAUGCAUCCACGAUCUCUUCGUCUUGUGACAAUGCAAUUACGAUAGGUAUCAAAGACAUCAGUUUGACACUAAGAAAAAGGAACAUUUUGGGAAGUAUCAAACACACAGAAGGAAAAAUCGGUGAUUUGACUUCUAUCUUGAGUGAGAUCAAUGCUAUAUUUGAAGCUAAUUCACUAAACGCCAUUAUGGGCCCUUCUGGGUCAGGCAAGUCAUCUUUAUUGAACCUUCUGUCAGGAAAAGUCAAGAACACAUUCAUGACCUCAGUUGAGAUGGAAGGCUCGAUCUACUUCAAUGGAACCGAAGUUUCUAUUCCGGUCUUCAAGGAUAUUUGCUCCUUUGUACCACAAGACGAUGACCAUCUCUUGGCUCAGCUGACGGUUAGGGAAACACUCUCCUUUGCAGCUGAACUGAGGCUGCAUGAAUUAAGUGCGCCUGAGCGUGAAUUGCGCGUAGAAGAAACCAUAGCGGAACUUGGGCUGAAGCAUUGCGAGAAUACGCUGGUGGGCAAUGAAUUGGUAAAGGGAAUCAGUGGUGGUGAAAAAAGAAGAGUCUCCAUGGGAAUCCAUCUUCUAACGGAUCCAUCCAUUUUGCUGCUUGAUGAACCCACUUCAGGAUUAGACAGCUUCACGUCAUUUAAAAUCUUGGAAGUAUUAUCCAACAUUAGCAAGAAGCCGGGAAAGACCGUCAUUUUGACUAUUCACCAGCCAAGGGCAGAGCUGUUCCAGCAACUAGGGAAUAUACUAUUGUUGGCCAAAGGUGGUCGUGUGGCUUAUAACGGACCACCUUCCGCAAUGGUCGACUAUUUCGCCAAGCUUGGCUUUGUGUGCCCUCCACUGACUAACGUUGCAGAUUACUUUUUGGACAUUAUCUCUGUGAAUACCCAGAAUGAUAUAAAUAGAUUCAAUUCACGGGAGCGGGUCUCCUCUUUGCUGCUUAAUUGGACGCGGGCUAGGAAGGACCUAGACAAUGGGUUGAAUGAUUUACGUGGCGAUUCUAAGCAAAUCGAAUUUGUGGAGAAAAACUACGUGAGGAAGGACGUCCCGUUCAGAAUAGCCUACUUUGUCUGUAUCAGACGUCAAUUCAAAACAAUUACGCGAAAUAUGGGCUCGCUGAGCGCUAGACUCGCACAAGUUCCUGGUGUUGGCAUCAUCUUAGCGCUUUUCUUCGCUCCUAUUAAAAAGAAUUACGAGAGUGUCUCCAAUCGCUUGGGAAUCACUCAACAAUCCACAGCACUAUACUUCACCGGCAUGCUUACCAACUUAGCAUGCUAUCCGGGAGAGAGAAACUAUUUUUAUCAGGAAUUUGAUGAUAAUGUCUAUGGUAUUACACCAUUUCUCCUCGCUUACAUGACCCUGGAAUUACCAAUGGCUGCAUUUGCGGCCUCCAUGUACGCCAUUUUCACAGUGUUAGUAAGCGGGCUAAACCGUUCUGCAGGGAACUUCUUCGUCACCAUGUACUGUAGCAUGAUAAUAUCGACCUGUGGAGAAGCACUUGGCAUCAUCACAAACACACUUUUCACAACCCCAGGCUUUGUGGUGAACAUUGUAUCGAUUGUUCUGACCAUAGGUUGUGUAAUGUCAGGUCUCAUGUCUCUGCAGAUGUCACGAGUCUUACAGGGAUUCAACUACUUAAGUCCGUUGAAUUAUACCGCCAUGAUUAUGAUAAAUUAUGCCUUCCCUGAUAGCUUACAUUUAACGUGCUCGGAUGGAGGAAGGAACGCAGAUGGAUCGUGUAUUUUUUCAUCUGGAGCGGAGGUGCUGGAAAGUUACGGCUUAAAACGCAACACAAGAAACUACCUCGGAAUAAUUAUCUGUGUUUGGUUCAUUUACAGGUUUCUGGCUUUUCUAAUCUUGAAAGCUAAACUUGAAUGGAUUAAGUGGUAA